Molecule: messenger RNA, 1281 nt
Organism: Telopea speciosissima
Lineage: Eukaryota; Viridiplantae; Streptophyta; Magnoliopsida; Proteales; Proteaceae
Product: coatomer subunit epsilon-1-like
Exons: 7
Coding region: 74-943 (289 amino acids)
Biological process (GO): endoplasmic reticulum to Golgi vesicle-mediated transport; intra-Golgi vesicle-mediated transport; retrograde vesicle-mediated transport, Golgi to endoplasmic reticulum
Cellular component (GO): COPI vesicle coat
Molecular function (GO): structural molecule activity; protein binding
Source: RefSeq, a predicted model, not a curated record
UCUCAGAGAGACGAGACAGAGAGAGAGGGCAGAUCUAAGAAUCCAACACAAAGAGCUAAGCAGAGCAGCAGCCAUGGCAUCUCCGGACCAUCUCUUCAGCCUUCGAAACAACUUCUAUUUGGGUGCCUAUCAAGCUGCCAUUAAUAACAGCGACCUUCCCAAUCUCUCCUCAGAAGAUGCAGUCGAGAGGGAUUGCCUUGUUUAUAGAUCUUACAUUUCUCUCGGAAGCUAUCAGCUUGUUAUCAACGAGAUCGAUUCUUCGGCUCCCACGCCUCUCCAGGCUAUCAAAUUGCUUGCGCUCUAUCUCUCUGGUCCAGAAAGCAAGGAAUCUGCAAUUUCGAGUCUUCAAGAGUGGUUAGCAGAUCAAGCCAUUGGAAGCAACCCUGUUUUACGGUUGAUUGCGGGAAUCAUUUACAUGCAUGAGCAGGAUUACAAUGAGGCCCUGAAGCACACCAAUUCUGGGGGAACUAUGGAACUGCAUGCACUGAAUGUUCAAAUAUUCCUUAAGAUGCAUAGAUCAGAUUAUGCAGAGAAACAGCUAAAGAUUAUGCAACAAAUAGAUGAGGACCACACGCUAACCCAACUUGCAAAUGCAUGGCUAAAUUUGGCAGUGGGUGGUUCUAAGAUACAAGAAGCAUACCUGAUCUUUCAAGAUUUCUCUGAGAAGUUUCCAAUGACCAUAUUGGUCCUCAAUGGCAAGGCUGUCUGUUGCAUGCAUAUGGGACACUUUGAUGAAGCUGAAACCCUGUUGCUAGAAGCUCUAAACAAGGAUGCAAAGGAUGCCGAAACUCUGGCCAACCUUUAUGUAUGUUGUCUUCACCUUGGCAAACAAUCAUCUCGUUUUCUCAGCCAAUUGAAACUCUCACACCCUGACCACAUGCUUGUCAAACGCAUGGUGUCUGCUGAAGAGAGCUUUGACAGAGCUGUUCAAACAAUUGCUUGAAGGUCUUGUGGGUCAGUUGAUAAGCUGCUGAUAGUUGCAUAAUCCAAAUCUUAUUGAAUAAUUUUAGAUUUGUUUGGUUUUCCUCUUUUGCAUUAAUGUUUCUUUACUUACUGGUGUUCAUACUGUUGGAGUAGUUGUAGUAGUGCUCCUUCCCUUUUGUCUGUUAUUUUCAAUUGUAGUUUAGGUAAUCGGCAACACCUUGUGUGAGCAAUAUAUGGAUUGAACAUAGAGGAAUGCUUUCAAGGAUGUCAAAUUGUAUUUGUUGAAGUGGAAAAAUGUUUGUGUUGAUCCUCUUUUUGUAGGAGAAGAUAUUUUCAGAAAUUAUUGCACUGCUGUUU